AUGGAUCGAGUUCAAAAUUUCUACCGCCAUGGCCCCGGCCCAGGCGGCCCAGGCGUGGGCGCCAGCGGGGAUGCCGAACGAUGCGAGGCGUGGCACAUCACUCCCAUUGCCCUGCCCGUGGAGCUACACGCCAAGAGUAUCACCAACACUCAUCAGGACCCAGAGUGUGAUAUUAACGUUACACCUUUAAACCGAGUUAGGAGAAGCAUUCGCCGAGCUGCCUCAUCUUUUCGUUUUCGUUGGUCUACCCGUCGAGUGAGGGAACAGAGACGAUCGCCAGAUUGGUUUUUGACUCAAUUCAACAGAAAGUCAGACGAAAACGAGGAGAGAACUUCCAAGUGCUUUUGGAGCUCAACCUUUGUCGUUGAUCCGACAACUCCGUUUCACUAUAAGUGGCUUGGAGUUGUGACUUGCGCCAUUUUGUACAAUUUAGUUUUCGUUAUCGGUCGUGGAGUUUUCUGGGAGCUUAAUAACGCCAUGCCUUUUCUUUGGUGGAUUUUAGACUACUCCUGUGACCUCAUUUAUGUUUUAGACACCGUGGUCCACGCUCAUGAAGGGUACUUGGACCAAGGGCUAAUGGUACGCGACUCCCGGAAGCUGCGGAACAACUACUUUCGCUCGAAGCGAUGGCGGACGGACCUGCUGAGCCUGGUGCCGACCGACGUGGCUUACUUCUGGUGGCCUUCCGGAAGCUGUAGUUCUAAUGUAGUUCCGUGUCCUGUGAUAGUGCGAUCCAAUCGGUUGCUCCGCCUUCCGCGCAUGUUAGAGUUCUUCGACCGAACCGAAACGAGGACAGGUUACCCAAACGUGUUCAGAAUUUGUAAAGUCGUUUUCGCCAUUCUAGUCCUAAUUCAUUGGAAUUCUUGUUUUUAUUUUGCAAUCAGUUAUGUGAUAGGGUUCGGUACUGAUAACUGGGUCUACAAUCUAAGCGGCGCCAAAAACGCCACGCUCUCCAGGCAGUACAUCUACAGUUUUUAUUGGUCUACGCUUACUUUAACCACCAUAGGGGAGACGCCGCAGCCGGAGAACGACGCCGAGUAUCUGUUCGUGGUGGCGGAUUUCCUGGCCGGGGUGCUCAUCUUCGCCACGAUCGUCGGGAACAUCGGGUCGAUGAUCAGCAACAUGAACGUGGCCAGGGUCGAGUUCCAGAACCGCAUGGACGGCGUCAAGCAGUACAUGGCUUUCCGACGGGUGUCCAAGGAGCUUGAGGCCAGGGUCAUACGCUGGUUCGCAUACACCUGGGCCAACAAGCAGGCUUUGGACGAGGACAGAGUGCUGGCUGCUUUGCCGGAUAAGCUCAAAGCCGAGAUCGCAAUCCACGUCCACCUGGAGACGCUGCGCAAAGUUCAGAUCUUUCAAGACUGUGAACCAGGGUUACUCGAGGAACUCGUGCUCAAACUUAGAUUACAGGUGUUCAGCCCGGGGGACUACAUCUGCCGGAAGGGAGACGUGGGGAAGGAGAUGUACAUCGUGAAGCGGGGGCGGCUGAGCGUGGUGGCCGACGACGAGAAGACGGUGCUGGCCACCCUCUCGGCCGGCAGCGUCUUCGGCGAGGUGAGCGUCCUCGACAUCGCCGGGAAUCGAACCGGGAACCGCCGCACGGCCAACGUCCGGAGCCUCGGCUACUCGGACCUCUUCUGCCUGGCCAAGAAGGACCUCUGGGAGACCCUCUCCGACUACCCGGAGGCCCGCGCUAGUCUCAUGGAGCGCGGCUGCCAGCUCCUCCGCAAGGAUGGACUCCUCGACGAACAGGCAUUCAACAAGUCCCAGGUCGAGCAGGAGACCCUCAAGGACAAGGUGGAACGAUUAGAUCGGACUUUGGAUAAUCUCCAGAUGCGAUUUGCGAGGCUCAUGGCUGAGUAUGUGAGUCAUCAGGCCAAAAUGAAACAACGGCUCUCCAGGGUAGAAAAUAGAGAUGAGUUCAACGUGCGGCGGGAGCUGUCGCCAGGAUUCCUGUCGGACGGUGUUCCGGAGGAGGCGGGUCAGAGCUCGCCGAUCGCCGGACGACGGUCCUUCCACGGAGUGCCUCGGGGCGCCUGGACGCGGCGCAAACGCAAAACCACAGCCGCAACCACCUCGAGCUUCUGACAAAA
This is a messenger RNA of Bemisia tabaci, 2093 nucleotides long. The record is from RefSeq and is a predicted model, not a curated record. NCBI's taxonomy places the organism in Eukaryota, Metazoa, Arthropoda, Insecta, Hemiptera, Aleyrodidae.